Dichotomopilus funicola is the source of this 1131-nucleotide messenger RNA. RefSeq names its product Alpha/Beta hydrolase protein. The record is from RefSeq and is a predicted model, not a curated record. The transcript is spliced from 2 exons. Gene Ontology annotation, cellular component: endoplasmic reticulum membrane. Gene Ontology annotation, molecular function: phosphatidylcholine lysophospholipase A1 activity; monoacylglycerol lipase activity. Bases 1 to 1131 code for a protein of 376 amino acids. Gene Ontology annotation, biological process: monoacylglycerol catabolic process; phosphatidylserine catabolic process. Lineage: Eukaryota; Fungi; Ascomycota; Sordariomycetes; Sordariales; Chaetomiaceae.
AUGACAGUUAUAUCGCUGUGGGGCGCAAUUUUGAAGGGAUUAGGAUUUAGCGUUAUUGCCUAUUUUCUGUUCCUUGGGCUGCUCACCGUCCCCUGGUUCCAAGACCAAGCAAUCUAUCUUCAUAGCGUGAAGCUCACCUGGUUUCAAGAUCUUAGUCACAUACUUCCGCUCGGGUUGUACCAUCAGCACGAAGAUACUCUCAUCCAGGAACCCGAUGGGAUAACUUCGGACAUCAAACAGAGGAGUGCAUUCAAACUCCUACGAGAUGACCCAACAGCCCUCCUCGUACUAUACUUCCACGGUGCCGCGGGGACUCUGGGAUCAGGUUGGCGGCCGGCCAGCUACCGCGCUAUGUACGCCGGUGCCCCAGACAAAAUCCACACUGUGGCCAUCGACUAUCGAGGGUUUGGGUCCAGCACAGGGGCACCUUCAGAGGAGGGUCUUUUGACUGACGCCAUUACCGUCGUGGAGUGGGCUAUGCAUGAGGCUGGGAUAUCGCCUUCGAGGGUCGUUAUUUUCGGCCAGUCCAUGGGAACCGCAGUGUCCAUCGCCCUGGCCGACUACUAUGCCGCUCUGCCAGAUCCAAUACUCUUUUCCGGCAUGGUGCUGGUUGCGCCAUUCGCUGAUGUCGAGCUUCUGACAGCAACAUACCGCAUUGCUGGCACCAUCCCACUCCUUGGCCCACUUUCACCCUUCCCGAGGCUCCUAGCAUUCUUCAACACAUUCAUCCAGAGCAAAUGGUCUAAUAAGGACAAGUUGGCAUCGUUUGUACGUGCCUGUGAGCGCAUACCGGGCAACGACAGGAAAUAUCAUGUCGCCAUUAUCCACGCUGAGGACGACUAUGACAUCCCUUGGUCCCACAGUGACCGACUAUUCUGGCAUGCUGUGAACGCUUCGCGGCCGCAGGGCAUUGGGUUUGAGGAUUGGGAGGAGGAAAAGGAGCAAAUUAAGAAGCCACUCGGCCCAACCGGGUGGGUCGCUGAGCACCGGACGGAAAAGGGGAUUAUGAAGGAACAGAUCACAAAAUGGGGGUUGCAUGAUAUGAUCAUGUCGUAUCCCGCAGUAAGCUUAGCUGUCCUGCAAGCUUUUACGGCUCGGAAUAUGGGGAUUGUACAGCCACAUGGAGAAUGA